AUGGCCACACCCUCCAGCAAAAACUGUGCUUUAAAGCAAGCCUUCCAAGUCGCCCGGCAGAUUCUCCUCCAGCAGCAGCAGUCCCAGGUGCAGCUGCAGACUCGACUCAACACUGGGUGCAAAUCUCCCAAACUCAGUGACAAGCAGCAGAACCAGCUACAGGUUCCAGUGUCAGUGGCUAUGAUGACACCUCAAGUGAUAACUCCACAGCAAAUGCAGCAGAUUCUUCAGCAGCAAGUCCUGAGCCCUCAGCAGCUCCAGGUCCUCCUCCAGCAGCAGCAGGCCCUCAUGCUGCAGCAGCAGCAACUUCAAGAGUUUUACAAAAAGCAGCAGGAACAGCUCCACCUCCAGCUCCUCCAGCAGCAGCAACAUGCAGGCAGCAAGCAGAGCAAAGAGCAGCAGGUGUCACCGCAGCAGUUGGCCUUCCAGCAGCAGCUCCUGCAGGUCCAACAGGUCCAGCAGCAACACCUGCUCAACCUUCAGAGACAAGGGCUGCUCUCCAUCCAGCCAGGACAGACCAGCCUACCGCUGCACUCGCUCACUCAGGGCAUGAUUCCAGCAGAGCUCCAGCAACUGUGGAAAGAGGUGACGAAUGCCCAUGUAAAGGAGGAGCACAACAACGGCAGCAGCAACAACGGCCACCGGGGCCUCGACCUGUCUUCCUCGGCGCCACCAAAGAACCCGGUCCUCAACCAGCAUGCUGCCACAAAUGGCCAGUACAUGAGUCACAAAAGAGAUGGGUGAGUUUCGUUUGAGACUACAAUGUUAGGUGGUGGAGUUCCUUAAUACUAAAACAUAUUCUUUUAUUUAUUCUCUCUAAGGAUGCAUUCACACGCACCCUUUUUAGUCUGCUUUAAUUGAACUCUAGUUUGUUUGCCUAGAAAGUCCGGUUUGUUUGGGAACAUGUGAAUAAGCAUUCAAACACCAAUUCGGACCAAAAAAGUGAACUGUGGUCUCCCUAAAAACCUGGGUUUCUGUUCAUUUUGAAGUGAACUCUGGUGCGGUUCGACUGCAUAUCUGAACUCCAAGCAGACCAGAGUCUGCCCCAAAAUCAGGAAGUGGCAUAGCGCAGGGCAUUCUGGAUAAGAACAACCAAAUACA
This is a messenger RNA of Poecilia latipinna (sailfin molly), 1101 nucleotides long. Its product is annotated as forkhead box protein P1-B-like. The coding region runs from base 1 to 744 and encodes 247 amino acids. Gene Ontology annotation, biological process: regulation of transcription by RNA polymerase II. The record is from RefSeq and is a predicted model, not a curated record. Gene Ontology annotation, molecular function: DNA-binding transcription repressor activity, RNA polymerase II-specific; RNA polymerase II cis-regulatory region sequence-specific DNA binding. Gene Ontology annotation, cellular component: nucleus. NCBI's taxonomy places the organism in Eukaryota, Metazoa, Chordata, Actinopteri, Cyprinodontiformes, Poeciliidae. The transcript has 6 exons.